GCACGCCCGUUUGCAUCACUUUUGACCUGCCUCUGUUCUCGAAUAAAUAGAGACUUGUUCGGAUCGCUCGGUCCCGAUUCACUGAAACCCAUCGGCGUCAUCGAGAGAGACCACUUCAUCUGUAGUUAAACAUACUGCUCGCCUAAUCCAAUCAACAUGACACAUCAGUUUCCAGCUCUCUCUACGGAGCAGAAGAAGGAGCUUUCCACAAUUGCCCAGCGCAUUGUGGCUACUGGAAAAGGCAUUCUGGCUGCAGAUGAGUCCACAGGCACCAUGGCAAAGCGUUUUCAGAAGAUAAACGUGGAGAACACUGAAGAGAACCGCCGCAGCUUUCGUGACAUCUUAUUCUCUGUAGACAAUUCAGUCUCUGAAUAUAUUGGUGGUGUCAUCUUUUUCCAUGAAACACUGUACCAGAAAUCCCACCAGGGAGUUCUGUUUCCAAAAGUCAUCAAGGACAAGGGCAUCGUAGUUGGUAUCAAGGUGGACAAAGGCACAGCAGGACUGGCUGGUACCGAUGGAGAGACAACCACACAGGGACUGGACGGUCUGUCUGAACGCUGUGCCCAGUAUAAGAAGGAUGGAUGUGACUUUGCCAAAUGGCGUUGUGUGCUUAAAAUCUCUGACAGCUGCCCCUCUGCUCUCUCAAUUGCUGAAAACGCCAAUGUUCUUGCCAGAUAUGCCAGCAUUUGCCAACAGAAUGGCCUAGUGCCUAUUGUAGAGCCUGAGAUCCUCCCAGACGGAGACCAUGAUCUGCAACGGUGCCAGUAUGCCACUGAGAAGGUCCUGGCGGCUGUGUACAAGGCUCUCUCGGACCACCAUGUGUAUCUGGAGGGAACUCUGCUCAAGCCAAACAUGGUCACCGCUGGACACUCCUGUACCAAGAAGUACACCCCUCAGGAGGUUGCCAUGGCAACAGUGACUGCGCUCAGACGCACAGUGCCAGCUGCUGUCCCGGGCAUCUGCUUCCUCUCUGGUGGUCAAAGUGAGGAGGAGGCCUCUGUGAAUCUGAACGCCAUGAAUCAGCUUCCUCUGCACAGACCCUGGAAGCUGAGCUUCUCUUAUGGCCGUGCUCUGCAGGCCUCGGCUCUCGCUGCAUGGAAGGGACAAGCAGCAAACAAGAAGGCUGCACAGGAUGCCUUUGUCACACGUGCCAAGAUCAAUAGUCUUGCAUCAAAAGGUGAAUACAAACCCUCGGGUCAGGCUGACCAAGCAUCUAGACAGUCCCUUUUUACUGCCAGCUAUGUCUACUGAGAUCAACUACAAACGACAGCAACUUGUUCUGGACAGUACAGAAUUUACAUACAAAGGAUAUUCAAUAUGACAUGUUGAUGUGUACAAAUUAAUGUCAUACAGUUCUAACGAAAAAUGGCUCAACUUAAAUGUUAAAAUGGUAACCAAAAUUAAUUUCAGUUGUCAUGCAUAUGAAUCAUUGUAUGCUUUUCAUUUUGAAAUAAAUGAUAAAAUGCCCACU
This is a messenger RNA of Carassius auratus (goldfish), 1471 nucleotides long. Its product is annotated as fructose-bisphosphate aldolase B-like. NCBI's taxonomy places the organism in Eukaryota, Metazoa, Chordata, Actinopteri, Cypriniformes, Cyprinidae. The transcript has 9 exons. The record is from RefSeq and is a predicted model, not a curated record. Gene Ontology annotation, molecular function: fructose-bisphosphate aldolase activity. Gene Ontology annotation, biological process: glycolytic process. The coding region runs from base 157 to 1251 and encodes 364 amino acids.